GUCUCUUUUCCCAGCCUGGCAGUUGAAGAAGGAGUCAGGAUUCUUCUGUUCUGGUUGUCAAGGUUGUUUAUUUUCUGUUAUCUAUAGCAUUCCUUUCCUGACCUGCUGAGGUCUGUUCAGCAGGUCAGUCUAUGGCACACUGCCCACCUUCAGGGCAGCGUUGUCUUUUAUACUAAAAACUACAUGUACAUUAUUUACAAUAAUUUCCCAAUAUCUAUCACCUAUGUUAGACAGUCUGUGUCUACCUUAAACUAAUCCAAAAGUGCCACCAUCACCCAGAAGAUGGAAGCUAAGAAGAAGGACAAGGUAUGCCUAAAUCCCUCCAUCUUGGCUUCUGAACUCUUAUUCUAAAAACUCAAAAUUCUACUUUUUUAAUCUUGUAACAAACUAACUAUCAUUCUACUUAAACCUUCAUGGUUUGUGAAUCCUCAUACAAGGUUGGUAAUUGUUUUUUGAGGAAUGUCCUGGGUUCCAGCAUAAGGAAGAUGAGAAAGCAAUGCAGGAUUGCUGCAAAGCCUGGGUGGGAGUUGUUUGAAUGCUGGAUGUGCUGCACUGCCCCUCCCUUGGCACAGAGCUGUCCCUGGACGUGCAUUGGAGCUGCUGAGAGCCAGAGACUGGGACCUCAACCCCUGGGCAAAACUCAGCUGCUGUCUGCAGGUGUCACCCUCAAACUGGGGAGCUCAGCUUCAGGUAACUGAGAAUUCCAUCAAAGUCUAAGAGUAAGUAGUCUGUGCUUAAAUGCACUCCUGCUGCAUUUUAUUUUUGAAUAAGGUGAGCUUGGUGCAGUGUCAGUGAAAGUCAGAAAUGCCCAGAGUGUGGUAAUGGCCAGGCUGGGUGUGUGGUCAUGUUUCAGUUGCAGCUCAGGCACAGACACAGCAGUGCCUCUUAUCUGGUGCUAUCAACACAUGUGGAAAAGUAUCUGGGAAAAAUAUGAAAAUAUAGAAAUGCUGUUUCCAAGUGCAGAGUGUCCCCUGGGAAGAGGGAGAGGAGGAGGACAAUGUUUAUUCUUAAAGGUGUGCCUGAUUCAACAAGGUACCAAAACAUAAACAGCUCCUCUUGACUUCAGUGAAGACAGCAAAGGGCAGCCUCAGGUUGUGCCACCCCAGGCCCGUGAUGUGUACAGUUUCUUCAGUGACAUAAAUUAUCUCUACAACUAAAAUAUUCAUGGAAAAUAGCUGCUUUAAAAUAAACAGACUUAACUUCCUUAAUUCAUGCAAACUCAAAAGUUCACAGUUAACCACUGAAAAAUGCAAAAGGCCAAGGAAAGGUGGAAAUAUCUCUGCUGGUUAAAAAUUCAGCCCUAAUUACUUCUCCCUGAAAUGAGAGUGACUGUGGCAUAUAGAGGAACUCUGCAGAACAACUUGGAAGUUCUGUUCAGUGACACCUGCCUUCAUGUGAUCCCUGAGGCAGUGUUUAUUAGGAAUAUAAUUUUCUUUAACAGCUUUUCUCCCCAUCAUCCCCAGUGGCUGAUCCUGCUCCAGCAAGGAAAUCCUGGUGGCUUUCAGAACAGCAGCAGCAGAACUGGAGAGAGGUUUGGAAUAAGAUGGACCUGAAGCUGGUUCAUCCUUCCUGGGUUCUGUCUCUGGCUUUUGUCAAUAUUCACUUUCUGCAUCUAUUUCAUGGUAACACCACUGAUUUAUUGGUUAAAUCAUAAGUCAAAAGAACUGAAUUUUACCUGAGAUUUGAGAUUUUCAGUUUAUCUUCCAUUUUCUGUCUCCAUCAAAUAGAAGGUACUUGUCCAAAACUGUCCCCCCUCCCCUAAAUGAAUUUGCAGCUAGGUCAUUUUUAUAUGUCAUAAAUUGUUUAUAAUUUUAUUUUCUAGCCAGUUUAGGAUAAAACUCUGGGGUUUUUCAUCUUGAGUGAUUGAAUAUGAGUAUCCACGAGGAACCACUCCCAUAAUUAAGUUAAAUGAGAGCAACACAAAGUUACUGGGUUUUUGUGAUGGUGAAUAACUCCAAAUAACUCAGAGCUUCCCACGAGCAGAGGUCUGGAGAAGACUAAAAAGUCUCUGCUCAUGUAAGAGUAGAACAUGCUCAGUUUUUUGGAGAAUCCUUAGCUCUGAAUGCUGAGAACUUGUCAUAGUGCAGUGUAGCAAAACCAAGGCUCUUUUCUAAUUAAGACUUACUCGGAUUUUUCAGUUUUUCCCAUUCCCUGGCUGAAAUUUCCUGUGUCUUGUAACCAUUUAACAAUAUGUUACUAACCAUCCAUUAUGUCCUGCUUUAUUCUCUUUUAGAUGAAAGAGCCAUGUAAAAAAAAGAAUUCUCCAGCCCCUGUGACUGAAUUUGAGCGAUAAUGUCAAUGGAAUUAACACAUUGCCAGUGUUGAAUGGGCUCCUGUGGCUGUAUAAACAUCAAGAUCUGUUGGCACUGUCUCACCUAAUGCAAGACAGGACUGACUGAUGAGGAUGUGGCACAGAAGCUGUUUGGGACUCCCUGGGUCACAAAAUCAGAGAAGAUGGCUGCACUGCAGAAGGCAGAGCUGGUCAUGCAGCCCCAGCCAUUGCUGCAGAUCCUUCCUCUCUUUGUCCCUUCGGACAUCAAAGGCUCGCAAGGGGACAACCCUGGCGGGAAGCUCCUCCCUGCUCAUUAGGCUCCAUAAAACAGGAACUCACCUUGGCUAGCUGUGCUUGGAGUCCCAUCCUCACCCCGCUCACUCUUGACACUGGAUCUCGGAAGGAAGGGCUUGUGCUUGCUUCAGGAAAUCGGACCUGCUUUGGAACUGGACUAUUUUGGCUUCUCUUGGAAGAACUCUGGUGGCUCUCUUGGCCUUGCAAGCUCCUCGACGUCACAGUACAUGGAAAAAUGCAAGCUUUACCAGACGUGAAAGCGCCGUGUGAGGCCCUUCCUUCCCCCAGCCUGGAGCCCUUCCCACAGAGCUCCAUCGUGGUCACCCUCGAGGACAUGGGGCUCUGGAUGAAGUUUCACCAGAUAGGAACUGAGAUGAUCAUCACCAAAUCUGGCAGACGAAUGUUUCCUCAAUGCAAAAUCAAAGUCUCUGGCUUAAUCCCGUAUGCCAAGUACCUCAUGCUGGUAGAUUUUGUGCCAAUGGAUAACUUCAGGUACAAAUGGAAUAAAGAUCAGUGGGAAGUUGCUGGAAAAGCAGAGCCCCAGCUGCCAUGUCGCACCUAUGUCCACCCAGAUUCCCCAGCUCCUGGCAGCCACUGGAUGAAGGAACCUGUCUCCUUCCAAAAACUGAAGCUCACUAACAACACUCUGGAUCAACAUGGGCAUAUCAUCCUGCACUCCAUGCACCGUUACAAGCCGCGCUUCCACAUCGUGCAGGCCGACGACCUCUUCAGUGUCCGCUGGAGCAUCUUCCAGGUGUUCAGCUUCCCUGAGACUGUCUUCACCUCUGUCACUGCCUACCAGAACGAGCAGAUUACAAAGCUCAAGAUUGACAACAAUCCAUUUGCUAAAGGUUUCCGUGAGCAUGGGAAGAACACUCGAAGGGAAGGACGAGCCAAGUGCCAGAAGCCCAGUCCAGCCAAGAGCCAGAAGAGGAAACUGCCUGAGGAAAAGGAGCCUGCUGCUGAGGAACGUGAUUUUGAGAAGGAUGAGAAUGUGGACGUGAAGGAAGAGAGUAACCCGGUGGUGGUGAGCAGUGGCUAUCCCUUCUGGGGCUCGGAGCAGAACAGCAGCCAGGCCUUCCCUGCAGCCUCACCAGUGCCUGCUGAGCAGAGGGAGCCUCUGGCCAGGGAGCAGCAGGUGCCAACACCAUCCUACCACACAUAUCGGUUCCACGAAGCUGGGGACAGCCAGCAGCUUCCCAGCCGUGACACCGCCACCCUGAACGAUUUCCGCGCACGGUGCCACGCCUUGGAUCUCGCCAUGGUGCCCGAGCACGACUCCAAACAGCUCCCAGAGGGCUUCACCAACCUGCCCCCACUGCCCCCACCUCUGCCUCCUCCCCAGGACUACACAGGAGUGGUGAACAUGGCUCUGGACUCUGUGGGGAAAGCCGGGCCCCGUGCGCCCAUGUACGGUCCCUAUGGCACCGAGCAGGGCCUGGGGCAGUGGGUGGUGCCUUCCCACAGCCAGUACAGGGCAAUGAGCUACUCGGCCUUCUCCACGGAGUACAACACACAAGGAACUCCAGGACAUGCCCACGGCACCAUGGCAGAGUGGAGCCAGUACCCUCUGUUCCCCUACGCCUGCUGGUGAAUGGGGAGGACCCUUCCCAGUGAAAAAACUGAAAGAAAAUUGUAAAUGAGAUUGAAUUUACUGUUGAACUUGUGAAGCUUUGCCUACACUAGGCAGAGGUAUUGCUGCCAGCAGUAGAGUGGGACACCUUCACUUCCUUGUCUCCUUGCACAACAACCCUCACCAUAUUUCACAAGCAGUGGUUGAACUGGUGGCUGCCCCAGCCAUGUCACUGUGGAUCAGGCUCAAUGUGUUGUGCAGUGGUUUUUUCCCAGCAGGAGCAGGAAACCAGAGGUCUGCAAGAACAGUAUUUAAAUAGCUGCUGAACUCACAGUCAGUGUUUGCACCUUGCAUUUGGCAGCUUCCAACAUCCCUUCCUCCUGGGACCUGGUGCAAGGAGAUAGGGGCUGAGGACUUACAGUAAGCCAUCCAUGUGGCCAGAAAGCUGUAAAAAAUAUUGCAAAGGCAAGCAAAGCAAGCAAUCCUGGUGAACUCUGAGCAGCUUCCUCAGUCAGUGUAGUCAAAGUAAAGCUAGAGUCUUGCCUUUCUUCCAGCAGCAGGUGAGAGUAAAAUGCACAGCAAGGUGUGUCUGGAGCACAGCAGGGGCAGAGUUUGCAGAGUCUGCAGGCAGGGGAGAGUUUGUUCCAUGCAGAAGUAGCAGCAAGGGUGUGUGUGGUGUCUUCCUGUCCCUGAGUCCAUCCCUCCUCUGUCAGCCCCAGAUUCGAGGUCAGUGAAAAGCUCUGUGGAUGUGGAGGGAUGUGGUUCAUGGAAUGUGGGGGGCUCCUCUGGGGCUUUCCAAGGUUGUCAGAAGCAGGGCCAUGAACAGCAGUGCUCUCUGUCACUCCAGACUCUUCCUUUGGAGGGAAAGGAGAUUUUCCACUGUGAACUUACUCCUUCUCCCACUCCCUGCCUGGAGAAUAUCAUUUAUAGCUGUGCUUCCUGCCCUGCUCUGUGAGUGUGUGAAGUUAUCUCACCUGUUUGGGAGUCUGCAGGGAUCUGUCCAUGUUUAAUCAGAGUGGUUCCACCUCCCUCCUCUGUGGUCCCAUCCUGGGCAGGAGCAGCCUGUGCACAAGCAGGCAUUCUUUUCAUCUUCCUCUUAGAAGGGGGAGGCCUCCCUGUUUGCCCACGUGCAGAUGGCACUGGGGACUUGGUGACACAGACUCAUUGCUUCUCAGGGAGGAUAGAAAUGCUCCUGGGUGUUAUUUAGGGAAUGUUUUCGUGUCACACUAAUAGCUGCUGUGUGGCACUGAGGUGUGUCAUUUAGCCUAUGUGCCAGAUGGUUUUCUGUGUGAGAGUGUGUGUGUGUAGCAAGAUGUUAUCUCUGAGCAGACCUGUGCAGUUUGUGCCUCAGGACUCCUGUGCAGGGACACUGGGAAAGGCUGUGCACCAGGUUUUUGGGGCACCAGCUCCUCAGUGUGCAUCUGCAUAGCAUAGGGAUGUUGAGGGAUGUUGUUAUUGUUAAAAUUACUGUGAAAAGCAGCCCUGUAAAUUUGUGGGCUCAGCUACAAUGACUGUUUUCUUAUUUAAAUUGUAUAUUGCAAACUGCUUUUGUACCACAAUUAUGAUAUGUACAGAGCAGCUGAGUACUUCCCCUGGGCUUCCCAGGGUUUGAGGAUGUGCAGCAUUGAAAGAAAGGUCAGACUUUGCCACAGUACAUGUACAUAAUGCCCUGUGAGUCUCCCCUCUGAUGGCACCCUGGCCAGUAAUGAUUUGUACCUGCUGUGCAUGACACACAUGUGGAUGUGAGCAACUCACUUAAAAAGAAAUCUGGCUGGGGAAACAAAAUGUGUAGCAGGCCUUUGUUAAUGCCAAAAUAUCAUGAUUUCCUGCUGUCCAAAUGCCAGCUGUGUGAAGGCAGGUCAGCUGUAAAAGGCUGUCUCUGGUCAUUAGUAGUUAAUUUUGCUACCACUGUCCUUCACAUCUUGGAAAUGAGAGGAGCAGAAUGGCCGGGGAGGUGAGUGCCUUGGGCACCAUGUGCAGGGACCCGAGGGGGUACUUUGUGCAUGCCAGCAGCAUGCCCACAAGAGAGAGAGAGAGAAUGCAUCCCCCACAGGCUACCUGGCUGGAUCUGUUGCUUUAUCUUUGUAGCUGGGAUGUGUUUCCCUGUCACGGAGCGCUAAUGAGGAUGAAAAGCUGCAGCGAGCAUGAGUAACUGAGGCCAGCUGGGCAGCACUGGGGAAUUCCUGUGAAAAUACGAGUGCAAUGCCGUUUCUUUCAAACCUUCGCAGUAGCAGCGCAGGUGCUGCUGCCCCCUGGGCAUGUCGGUAGAGCUGCUUUGGCAGACGGGGUAAAAGACUCGGCUUUGUGCCUAGGACGAGCCAUCAAUUACUCAUCAGCCUUCUGUUGCAACAGGACUGCUCGCCCUUCUCCAGUGAAUCAUCCGGCGUGCAGAAGUACCUAUCCUUUCUCUCUGAUUAGAGACUGUGCUCGGCUCGCUCGGGAAGCCUUGGGAGAUUUUGCCUGUAGGUGUGCUCUGGACUCUGCUCCCGCCCCCUCGCUCUGCAGCUCCCACUGCCUUGUUUUCCUAAGCUGUGGCAUUUCAAGCCUGUAUGAGCUCGAUUGAAAUGCUGGUUUUGCACGCAUGUGAGAUAAUGUAAUGCCUCUGACAGCUUCAAUAAAAGGAAAUGAGACAUGUGGAAGUCAGGCCGUUAAGACUAAUAAAAUAAAC
Melospiza georgiana is the source of this 6807-nucleotide messenger RNA. Its product is annotated as T-box-containing protein TBX6L. NCBI's taxonomy places the organism in Eukaryota, Metazoa, Chordata, Aves, Passeriformes, Passerellidae. Gene Ontology annotation, cellular component: nucleus. Bases 2802 to 4160 code for a protein of 452 amino acids. Gene Ontology annotation, molecular function: DNA-binding transcription factor activity, RNA polymerase II-specific; RNA polymerase II cis-regulatory region sequence-specific DNA binding. The transcript is spliced from 11 exons. The record is from RefSeq and is a predicted model, not a curated record. Gene Ontology annotation, biological process: positive regulation of DNA-templated transcription; cell fate specification; regulation of transcription by RNA polymerase II.